UCACUUCGAUGCACAAGUUCGAGUAAAUUUGUAAUCAAGAGUUUCAAGUUUUUACUCGCAAAAACUGAAAAAAUGGUGAAGCUCGCAUUUGGAAGCUUCGGGGAUUCCUUCAGCCCCAGCUCUCUCAGGUCUUACUUGGCCGAGUUCAUCGCCACCCUCCUCUUCGUCUUUGCUGGUGUCGGCUCCGCAAUUGCCUACGGAAAGCUAACCGCUGAUGCUGCCCUGGACCCGGCCGGGUUGGUGGCCGUCGCCAUUGCGCAUGCGUUUGCUCUCUUUGUCGGUGUGUCGAUGGCGGCCAACAUCUCAGGCGGUCACCUGAACCCUGCGGUCACCCUGGGUCUUGCCAUCGGCGGUACAGCAUAA
Molecule: messenger RNA, 363 nt
Organism: Asparagus officinalis (garden asparagus)
Lineage: Eukaryota; Viridiplantae; Streptophyta; Magnoliopsida; Asparagales; Asparagaceae
Product: probable aquaporin TIP-type
Exons: 2
Coding region: 73-363 (96 amino acids)
Biological process (GO): water transport; transmembrane transport
Cellular component (GO): plant-type vacuole membrane
Molecular function (GO): water channel activity
Source: RefSeq, a predicted model, not a curated record